Molecule: messenger RNA, 2356 nt
Organism: Scatophagus argus
Lineage: Eukaryota; Metazoa; Chordata; Actinopteri; Scatophagidae
Gene: sele
Product: selectin E
Exons: 11
Coding region: 144-1868 (574 amino acids)
Biological process (GO): leukocyte tethering or rolling; negative regulation of complement activation, classical pathway; heterophilic cell-cell adhesion
Cellular component (GO): external side of plasma membrane; membrane
Molecular function (GO): oligosaccharide binding; sialic acid binding
Source: RefSeq, a predicted model, not a curated record
UAUGAUUGGAGCUUCCCGGAAAUCUGCACCAGGGCGAUGGAGUGUAUAAAAGCAGGUGCCUCAGCACAACUCAGAAUCAUCUCAACCUCAGAUACGACGACACAAACAAAGUCUUCUGUAGGUUAUCACACACACCGCAAAGAAUGGCAUUUUACUCUGAAUUACUUCAGCUCCGUGGAUCUAAGACUUCUGUCUCAUGGACCAACUUGACCUUUCUUUGUUCAAUGCUGUGCAUGUGGACUAGUGUAGACUCCUGGUCUUACUACCACUCUAACACCACAAUGAAUUGGCAGGAUGCUAGAGACUGGUGCAGGGAGCACUACACAGAUAUGGUGGCCAUCCAGAACCAGGAGGAGAUCGAGCAUCUCAACAGCUGGCUGCCCAAGAAAUCCGGUUAUUACUGGAUUGGCAUCCGCAAGAUCAAUCACAUCUGGACCUGGGUAGGGACAAACAAGGCUCUGACAGAAGAAGCAAAGAACUGGGCAAAAGGCGAACCAAACAAUGCUAGGAACGGAAAGAUUAGAGGGAAGAAUGAGGAUUGCGUGGAGAUGUACAUUAAAAGGGAUACUCAGCCAGGCACGUGGAAUGAUGAGAGGUGCGAGAAGCUGAAGACUGCUCUGUGCUACACAGCUGCCUGUAAGAACAACUCAUGCCUCUAUGGAAACUGUGUGGAAACCAUCAACAGCCACAAGUGUGCUUGCUUUGAUGGCUUUUAUGGAGAGAGGUGUGAGCAAGUUAUUAAGUGCAACAAAGAGGAGGUGACUGUCCCAUAUAAGGGAAGCGUGAAUUGCACUCAUAAGUAUGGAGACUUUUCCUACGACUCCUUGUGCCAGUACUCCUGUGAGGAAGGAUACCAGCUGAGUGUGUCAAGACCCCUGACAUGCACUGCCUCCGAACAGUGGUCAGACCAGCCUCCUACAUGUGAAUUGGUUAAAUGUCAGGAGCUGUCUAGUCCAGCAAGUGGAUCCAUGAAAUGCUCAGAUCCUCUGGGCCCCUCCAGCUAUCAGUCCACCUGUGAGUUCACCUGUGAUGAAGGCUACAGUCUUGUUGGUUCCUCUUCUAACACUCUGCAAUGUGAUGGAUCAGGAUUUUGGAAUUCCUCUCAACCGUUUUGUGUUGCUAUCCAGUGUCCCGCUCUCCAGGAGCUAGAGAAUGGCAAUGUCAAGUGUGAAAACGAUUCAGACAUGAAAUUCAGCUAUGGACACACCUGCACCUUCAGCUGUGGCCCCGGCUACCGCCUGGUGGGACCAAGCGGGGUUACAUGCACGUCAGCAGCCAAGUGGAGUGAGGAGGUGCCUCGCUGUGAAGCCAUCACCUGCAACAAUCCAGAGGGUGUGGCUCACCUGAUCACCCAGUGCAGCCAUCCUUUGAAUGAACUGCUGCCAGACUCCAGCUGCACCUUCAGCUGCGAAGCAGGCUUUGAACUGCAGGGGGCGCACAUCAUUCAGUGUUCUGAGGACGGACAGUGGAAUAAAGCUAUACCUGCCUGCAAAGCAGUGAGAUGCCCGUUGCUUGAGGCUCCUGAAAAUGGGCAUAUCAACUGUUCAAACAGUGAGCUAGUAUACAACUCAUGGUGCUCCUUCACAUGCAAUCAAGAUUACUCAUUAGAUGGACAUGAGCUGCUGAUCUGUGAUCAUCAUGGCAACUGGACAGGAGGGAAACCCAUCUGCCAAGCUUCCCCAUCACAGACAACUGCAAUUGCUUCCGGUGUGGUGGCAGGAGGCACUCUGUCUUUGUCUGGCAUCUCUCUGGCUAUGUGGAUCUUAAAGCGAAUGAAGCAGAGCGGCUCCAAGUUUGAACUAAGCAGCAACUCUGACAUAGAGACCCCACUGCAGGUCUUCAAGAACAGCAUUGACAGCCUCAUAUAGAACACAGUCAUAAUCUUCAGAAACAACUAAAGACAUCUGCAUAUAUCUUUCACAUUAAUGUAUGUGAAUUAGUCAUCAUAGAAGUAGCAUAGCAUAACAGGAAAAGAGCAAUCAGUGGUGAGACAAAAGGCUUUCUUUAUGCAUUUGCAUUUGAUGGGUUUAUUAUGUUUUGUUGAACUUUGUGAUUUGCUAUGUAAUGAAGUUCAGUCGUGUUUUUCCUCCCCAGGGGAGUUUUAUAUUGAACACAUUGUUCUACGACUUUUUGAACAUGCUGGAAAGGUGACCCUAUUCAUGUUAUUAUAAAUGUAACAUGAUGUUGAUGCAUUAUCAUGUCAGUGCAGAACUGUGAACAAUUUCACUAUGUUGAUGUAUUUAUACAUGUGCUAUUUAUUUAACCAGUGGAUAUUACAUUUCAAAUGUUCUUUUAGCUUUCUGUAUGUUUAAAGCAGUGCUUAUUUUUCAAUGAUAAUAAAACAAUAAAAAUGUCA